AUGGGUCUCUUUCAACAACCCGGUCCGGGGGAGAACCUUGGUCGGUUCUCUAGCCAACUUCGCGAUGCCCUUGCUUCCAAAGCCAAACCGUUCGACCUCUGGAGCAUCCCUGAAUCGGCUGCAGGCCCCCAAGAUGAAGACUGCCCGUAUGAGAUGGAAUCACAAUCCUAUGCGGGAGAAAGCCAUGUGCCAAUGGAUGAAGACAUAGACUAUGAUGCAGAUGCCGGUUGGGCGGCAGAGACCAAAAGUGUGGCAGAUCACGUACCGGAAGUGGUGCAUCAUGGAGAGACUGGUGCUCCCGUAUCAAUGGCCAAGUGUCUGAGGUGCCUCGGAGAUUUGAACGCCCGAGUCCAGUCCAUAGAGGAACAGCUCGAAAAACAAAACUUCUGGAACGACGACAUGGGACGAGGCGUGGAAAGCAUGCAGGCCGGGUACCAAGAGAUCUCGGCGCUCAGAGAGGAAGUGGCUACGCUAAAAGACCAAGUCAACUCUCUAUGCAGGGAUAGCCCAGGCACUGGGCGAAAACCAGGACGCCCCAGGCGUGUCGCGCAAUGA
Penicillium nucicola is the source of this 555-nucleotide messenger RNA. RefSeq lists its product as uncharacterized. The transcript has 3 exons. The record is from RefSeq and is a predicted model, not a curated record. Bases 1 to 555 code for a protein of 184 amino acids. Lineage: Eukaryota; Fungi; Ascomycota; Eurotiomycetes; Eurotiales; Aspergillaceae.